Alosa alosa (allis shad) is the source of this 2947-nucleotide messenger RNA. It is a transcript of the gene pygo1, whose product is annotated as pygopus family PHD finger 1. NCBI's taxonomy places the organism in Eukaryota, Metazoa, Chordata, Actinopteri, Clupeiformes, Clupeidae. Bases 106 to 1437 code for a protein of 443 amino acids. The transcript has 3 exons. The record is from RefSeq and is a predicted model, not a curated record.
GAUAGCUGUGAUUGCUGCGAGGAGGAAGACGAGUGCGGUACCUUUUCAACCACUUAAAUAAUAUUGCUCGUUUUGGCUUUUGGGAGUCAUGUAAGGAACUCUGUAAUGUCCACAGAACAGGAUAAAGAUACCUUCUCUCUAAAAAGAAACAGAGGUGGUGAUGGUGGGCUUGAUGGUUUAGGAGGGCCCUUGCUUCUUGGGAGUCCAGAUAAGAAAAAACGCAAGUCAAGCACACAGGCACUCCCAUUUGCCCCUCUCUCAGAGUAUGCACCACCGCCAAACCCAAGUGCUGAUCACUUAGUUGCAUCUAACCCUUUUGAUGAUGGCUUUUGUGUGCCAACAUAUAAGCCACUGUUGGCUACAAACCCAUAUUUUGGCCCAUCAAAUUACCCAGGAUUCUGUGGCUAUAGCCCACACCGAAUGGCCCCACAUAUCCAAAACAGAAUGCCUGCACCCUACGGGGGAGCAUAUCCUGUGCGAAACCAGCUUCAUCCAUUUGCCCAGAAUCAGAUGGGUAUGACUUUCAAUAGACCCCCAGGGUUUAAUUAUGGGCACCCAGAGAAUCCUAACUAUGGAAACCAGUCCAUGUUUAGUAACAACAGCAACAUGCCACUUCCGUUCAGACCAGGCCCAGGAGAGAACUUUAAUCAGAUGCCGAUUCAUAAUGUCAACCAAAGUGCACCUCCAGACACAGGCCACAGUUUUGUUUCUGAGGGUAAUAACAGUGGAAAUCCAACAGGGAAGGCCUGCACAGAUAUUAGCCCUAGUUUUACGCAGCAGCAGCAGCAGCAACAACAACAACAACACAGCAACUUUUUACAGUCCACCCCACCAAUGUCCAGACAAGAUGCAAGUGAUUCCUCAGGCAAAAGCACGUCCCAGACAACUUCACCACACAAGCCAGGCCAGAACACUGAGGAGAAUGUGUGUAUGGACAAGACCUCUGACCUAAAGUCCAAAACCAGGGGUGCACCCAUCAGUCAAGAUGGGGUGCACCCUAACUCUUCAGAAAAGAUCAAUGGUAUCAUCCACCCUACUAAUGAUGCCCUGAAAAAGUCUCCACCUUCUUGUAUUAUCUUGGACACAAGCUCUUUGGAGGAGAGGCGUAAGAGGAACAGUGUUGGUGUUGGCAUGACUGGUGCAAACAAACUUGGAGCGCAUCCUAGUCGACAGAGCCUUUCAUCUGUCGAGCCUGUGUACCCAUGUGGCAUCUGCUUAAAUGAAGUGAACGAUGACCAGGACGCCAUCCUGUGUGAUGCCUCAUGUCAGAAAUGGUUUCACAGGGUUUGUACGGGCAUGACUGAGACAGCCUACAACCUGCUAGCUGCUGAGGCGGCAGCAGUCUGGGGCUGUGACACCUGUAUGGAGGAGAAGGGAGCACAGCUUGUCAGAUCGAGGGAGACCACAGGACCACCCACAGUCAGCAGUGAGGGUUAGCGCAACAUAUCUGUAUUGCAUAACUGUGUUCCCUGGAUAUUCAUUCUAUACCUUUAAAGCAGCGGGUGGUUUUGAACAUGCAAUGCUCAGAAUUAUGGACAGUUUCCCUUGUUUAUAGUUGUUUGAAACUAUUUCAGUCAAAACUCAAUAGUAAACAAUUUUCUGUAGUCUCGUGACUUUCAUGACCCAUGAAUUUAUCCGUGAUUUAUUUUGUUUGAGUGUCAUUGCUGGGAAGAUAUAUAUUUCAGCAGACAAAGGGUAGACAUUUCAAAGAGAGACAGUUUUUACUUUGUGAGGACAUGUUACUAGAUGCCUUGAGAUAUGAUCGAACAAGCAAUUACACCACAGCACUUUUCCUGUCAAAGGUGGCCUAUGAUGUAUGUUACAGUAGAUUCACUUUACUGUCCUGAGCCUCUCUCAAAAAUGUCAAGUAAUCUGUGUUCAUAUGGUGCUGUUAUGGCUGAUAUUAGAUGCAGCUGAAGUUCUCCAAAGCCUUAUAUGAAAAUGACCAGUAUCAUUUGAACAAACUGAAAUAAAGCAUAGUCAUAUUUUCCCAUCAGCUUUGGCACUGAAUGUAGCAAUGAUUUUUUUCUGGAAUGUAGCAUUAGUGUCCAGAGAAAUCAUUUGUGUGAAUGUACGAACAUAAAGUUAAUAUAUGUUAGCAUGGAACAUUCUUGUAUAGGCUAUAUCUAGACAUUUUCAGUUAUAUCUAAUAGUGCAUUACAUGCACAUGCUAUGCUUUUCCAUAUUGUUUUUUUCUUUAAGAUUUUCCUUUGGCAGUAAGCUCUUCAUUCAAUAUUUUCUUUAGAGUUCAUGGAGUAUUUUAAAUAUCAAUGGUGAUCCGAUAAUAUUUUUUGUGAGUACACCGAUAUUUUCCGUCUUUUUCAGUUUAAAGAUAGAAUGAUAUAAUAUAUAGCCUACACUUUUCUAUUUUUAUUGCUUUUCUGUGCUUGUUCACCCUACUAAUAUACUAUAGAGACCUUUUGUUUUAUAAUGAUGCACACUAUUCAAUAUUUUUUUGUCAAAGUGUAACAAAUCAUAGUUUGUGACCCUGAAUAUGGUUUCAGAACUUUCAUAAUGUUACCUUUAUAGGUUCUUUGUGUAUUAUUUUAAUAUGUAUUGUUAAACAUAGAAUUUGUGUCAUAUGUACUAUUUUUUAUGGUUCCAAAAUAAUUUUCAGAUUUUUGCAUUUGCUCAAAAAUGUGCCAUUUAAUCUUCCUCAACAAUGUGGCAUUGUGAAUGUAAUGUUUUGUAUCUGAGUGUGUGGUUCUCUGUUGAACAAAAUGCUGCAUUAUAAUGUAGUACUGGUCCUUCAGUUCAUUAGAAGUACAUUAAGUGGCAAUAUUAUUCCCUAAUACUCUGAAUGUUGAUAUUCAUCACAGCCAAAUAGCAAGUUUGGUCCACAUUAUACAAACAAUAUUUAUGUUGAAUAAUUCUGUUAAUUUAUUAGAUUUAAUUUCUGCUGUCAUCAGAUAAUGUGUGGUGUUGAUAAAAGAUUUCUGAAAUUCUA